GCACGACAAUGGCUUUCGCAUCAAGGAAAAACUUCUGAUGCAAUGUAUCGACGCUGCCCUGUUGUCCCUUACAAGCACGGACAACAACGAGCAAAUAGCCUUCGAUCGCUUAUGCGGGAUGGCAAAAUACUUCCCCCGCUUCGAGGUACCUCUUGAUAUCGUGAAGGAGGUAAGACCAAACGCUUUGCAUCAAUCCUCUUUGCCUCUCUUACCUUGCCGUCUUAAUAAUAUAGGUCGUUCUGGCCAUCGUGAAGUCUCCAAUCUCACCAACAUGUGCCAACCGGGAGCAACAGGCAAUUCUCGACUCGAACGGAGGCAUUGCAAACCUGUCGAGCAGAUAUAAGGCUUUCAAGCGUUUCUCCCACGCACACCCGGACCUUACCCCGAUGGAAGAUGUCGCUCGAGGCCUGGUAACCAAUUUUUCAAAAGGGGCAUUGCAUGCCUCUCCUGCGUCCUUGGCGUCGACCAUGAUCGCGUUGCUUCGCGAGAUGCCAAGUCUGGACGAAAUCGGAGGCAAAUUUGCAGCUUUGACCGUUCUUUGCGACUUUGAGAAACAAUACAUUCACCGCUACCCCUCUAGUGAAAGUGAUGAUCCUUGGUCAACCUUUGAAGCGACACAUAUAGAACGGCUCCACUCUCGUCUUGAGAGCCUCAAAGUCGGACUCGAGGAGGCCAUCGACUUGCUCGUCAGCCCUCACACUUUCACACACGCCAUUUGCACUUACAUUCUCGACCAUCUCGGAAAAGAACAGGGAAUAGAGGCCGUGGAUGUGGUGAAGGCGGCGCUGAGGAAAUGCAUCGUUGAGCCAAUGUCUGGCAACAAGCUUCCGAUCCUGAAGAUGACGCUGGAGUGCUCCGGUGCCGAACAAAACUCGCGCAGUACUUUGAGCUCACUACUGGCCGAUGCACUCGCAGAAUGGAGGAUCGACCUUAACCAGCUGGCAAGCUUGACGGCGAGAGAGACUGAUGUGCCCGUUCGUACUCCUCUUGCAUGGAUCAGCGCAGGGUCUUGCAGUACAGUGCAGGGCCCUUCACCACUCGAGGUGACAAAAGGUAUGACAGCAAUUCCGUUCAGCACCGGUCGGUCGACGAUGUAUUUGAGGAGCGUCCUCUCUUUUUACGACCUCCGGCAGGAAGAAAAGGCAGCAAGUGACAGGGAUCUCUCGGAUAUGGACGAAGAAGGAUCGAGAUCGGAGCAGGAGCCGCACGACUCUGGGUUCUGGGAAAGCCCUAACGAUCAUUACUUGUCUCCGACGAAAUGUCCGUUGACAGCAGAGGAUUCCCCAAUGAUUCACAUAGCUACUUCCGCCUGCUGCACCUCUUGCCAAGCAUACAGCCAUUACUGUCACCCGGCGACGACAAUUCCUUUUUACGAAGGGGCUCAGGACUAUUUGCCUCAGUCUCACCCCGUUAUGCAGGACAUCGUUCUCGCCCACGCAAUCAUCAACGAGAAGGAGGACACCAUACGCAGACUUCUCGGCGAUGGUUGCCAACUCACAAUGGCGCAUUUUCAAAUUCUGGCCCAGCUGGGUCGUCGCAUACCUCUUGCCGUCCGAACACACCUUCUCAAGGGUGCCCCCUUUCGUCAAGGCAAAGUUGAUUCUCCCAUGGCUAUACACAGAUACAAUGAGUGGCCCACGAGGGAGUCAAAGGACAAAGACGACAGCAGAAUGGAUCUCCUCUUUGCCUGGAGAGACCGAGUCGAGGCAAUGGACCUAGCGUGUACUGCAAACAAGGUCCUUCUGCGAGAGUCAUUCCGGGUUAAAAAACGGCGUCAACAACAUUUGGAGGAGCAAUUAAACGCAGAACGAGGCGCGCUUGACACCAUGGAUGACGAUGACGGAUUGUUCUUGCCCACAGCGGCUGCCAGGAAGCAGUUGUCUCGCAAAGCUGGCCGUACGGCCAGGCCCUUAUCUAUCGGCCUUGAAGCAGCCAAGAAAGAGCCCAAAUCGCAGGAAGGAGCGCUCAGAAAGCAGCUGCCGAGGAGAUCGACUGCUAAUGUAAACUACGCCACCAUGCUCACCACAUCAGAAGAGUCUGAAAACUCGGACUCGGACGACCAGAGCCUCGCAGGAAGCGAGAAGAGCGACCUCACCGAUCCCAGGAGUAUCGAUGGUAGUCAGGUUCUCGCGAACGCAAAGACGAAGCAGGGCGAGAUUCCCUCAGAGGACGAAGGCGACAUGAGUUCUGAUAGCGAUGUACUCAGUGAAGUAGAUUACGAGGAUUCCGACUUUUUCUGUGAUGAGAUCUUGUCGCUGUCAACGGGACGAGGGAAGAAGAAAAAGGAUCAGAAGGCGAACAAAGAAGGGGUGCUUCGACGGCAUGCGAAAUGGUUUCGGAAUCUUUCGACCGACCAGUUGAACAGCCACCUCUCGAGACUCGACGACAACCUCAAACGCGGAUUGAGAAAGGCCCAGCAAAGUGUCGUUCUUCACCCAGCUGCGACAGGACUCAGCGACGAUGUAGAAGACGACAAAGACGUGUACGGGUUCAAAAGCAGUGACGGCCCUCUAGUUCCAGAUUUUUCCCCAGUAGACCCACCCUAUACGAGCACUCUCAGGCGCUUUCGUGAGAAACAUGCGUCCGGCAUUAAGUGGCUCGCCCAUCUCAAGACCUUGAUGUGGUGAGUGCGAAGCAUCGUCAAACGCCUUUUUCGAAGCUGAGAAUAGAUCUGCGAUCAGGUUCGAGUACAGGAAGCUUAGGCUGGUCCGUACGAAGAUCCGUCACGAUGCCGC
This is a messenger RNA of Acaromyces ingoldii, 2735 nucleotides long. RefSeq lists its product as hypothetical. The transcript has 5 exons. The coding region runs from base 387 to 2627 and encodes 746 amino acids. Lineage: Eukaryota; Fungi; Basidiomycota; Exobasidiomycetes; Exobasidiales; Cryptobasidiaceae. The record is from RefSeq and is a predicted model, not a curated record.